AUCAUGCAUUUAGCUCCAGUUAUGGCAUUCUCCACGGUUUUGGUUCUAUUACAACAUUAGUAACAAUUUUCUUUGAAAACUGGACUUGAUCUAUUUUCGUAAUUUACGUGCAAGCAUCACUAGAGGCGUUUUUUAGUAACCGAAAGAAGGAAUAACGAGUUCAACAAAGAAUGGCAAAAAGGACUCGACCCAUCCUUGGAUUCUUGAUGUUGCUUUCUGCAAUCGCUAUCAUCAUAAUGUGGUGGAACGAUGACAUUAUAUCUAUGAAUCGUCUUGCUGCAGUAAUACCUCUGUCGAUUAAAAACGGGGUGAUAUCAUGUAACCUGGACAAAACAUCGCCUGUUGAACCUGAAACUUUGCAGAACCAUCCUUUAUGUCCGAAUCGGAAACGGAAACAUUUUCCUCAUUUCUCUUAUCCCCCCGCUACACCAAGGCAAUGGAUUACACAAAUGGACACUACAAACAGUACCUUCAGCCAAUUUACCAUCGUCAAUGACACGGAAUCUUAUUCUGUAUGCGACCAACUCGAACUCUUAAUCGAAGCACGGAACGGCUACGAUGAGCCCAAGACUUACGGUGGAGAUCUAUUUCGUGCCAAGAUCUUCACUCGGAACGCGUCUUUUAGUGCAGGCUCGGGAACAGAUGGUGAGGUCAUUGACCUCGGAAAUGGGAAGUAUAGCGCCCUCUUCACUCUGAAGUGGGCCGGGGAUGUCAGUAUCAAUGUCAUUUUGGCAGUCCCUAGUGAAGCCGUUUUCGAACUACAAAACCUGAAGGAAACACUGCAGCCUCGUGAGAAUUAUUUGGGGAAAUUUGAGAAGGAGAUAGAUGGAAACAAUGUAGAAGAAGAUGUGCUAUGUGGUCCCGUGCCCGAAAGAAGAUUGACGUCGAUUUGCAACCUAUCCAAUCCUAGCGUGGGAUUGACAUGGUACUGUCAGAAACCCAAAUCAAGCCUUCUCUCUUGCUCUGAUUGGACAGCGUUUAGGACACUUGAAUGGCCGUCCAACAAAAGGAUUGAAGACGAAGGUUACAGCAGGAGAUCGUCUGUAGUUCAUCGCCCUGCAGUUCGAAUCAAGGGCUUCCCUAAACACGUGAUAGUAAACAGCAAAUCAGGUGACUUUAUAAGUGAACAAGUGGAUCGUCUACCAGUGUGUGGCCAACAACAUGACAGCCUUCAAGUUAUACCGUGGGUGGCGGGCUUCUACCAGAAUAAACGUUGGUAUCCUCCCACUUGCAAAGUGAAUCACUUCCCAUCAGACGGUCCAGAGCGAAAGAAUUGCCUGGCCAACAAGAACGUCUACUUUUAUGGCGAUUCGACCAUCAGAAUUGUGCACUCUAAUUUGAUUAAAUCAUUAUUUGGAGCCAAUUUAACGGUAGGGAAGGAGGAACACGACAUUCAUUUACAUUACCGCUUCCAUCAUAUUCCUAUACGCAAAUUUUUCUGGUAUAAAUUAAGUACCCUUUAUUUCAUUACCAAUGAACUGGACGGAAUCGGGUCUAAUGAGACUGCGAUUGUUGUCAUAUGUUUGUGGGCGCAUUUUCAACCUCUAUACAGGUCCUUUUACGAGCAGCGGAUUAAAUCCAUCGCUGACGCUGCCCUGAGGCUACUGAACAGAAACCCAACGGUAGUUGUCAUGUUUAAGGGUGGAAAUACCCAAACUCCGUACGGGCCGAGGGUCCAGUAUCUAAAUGAUCACUACGCACGAGACAAUGAAGAAGCCCUUAGACGCAUCCUCAAGUCUUAUCCAAAGAUACAUUUUCUGGAUGCUUGGGAUAUGAGUAAAGGACAACUUGGCAAACCGAAUACCCAUCCUCCGAAACCUCAUGCCUCAAACUUGGUCGACCAAAUGUUGACAAUAGCUUGCCCUAGAGAUGUUUGAACGGAGCAGAUUGAUGUUGAGUCCUGGUCCUGAACAGUGGGACUAGGUAAGAAACUAAACUGGUCUUGAUAAACUCUCGGCUCACUUCGUUCCAUAAGUCUUAGCGUUUUGGGGUUACAUGUUCAUUCGUGGAUUAUCAAGUCCUUAUUUCCAAAGGGUCAGGUGUAACGUUUGUGAAAUACAAUGGUCUUAUCGCCAAAGCGUUGGGUCAGGUUACCCGACACUUUCUGAAAAAUAAGCCUACAGUAAAUCUACGCAAAUCCGCGUCUCGACCCUAUUCUUUUUUACGCAAUAAAUAAUUACAAGAGUUCGUUAAAAGGUUAGCGGUGGAUAUUUCGUCAUUGUAUGGGCAUAUUUUCACAAAAAGGAACAUGUACAAACAAUUAGCCUUUAGUUAUCUCAAGGACCAUCUUUGAACAUUUUUGAAUUAUUUGCAUUCAGUUUAACCAACCUUUCGUGCAUAUGGUGGUGGGGGGGGGGGGGGGGGCAUGUUUUCACAAAAUGUAGUGACAACGUAAAUGACCCGACUUUCGUGCAUGUGGGGGUAUAUUUUCAUGAAAGGCCGUGUAACCCGACAAUCCGACCCGACGCGAUGACCCGAUGGAACGAAGUAAGCCGACUUCAUGGACAUGUUCAGUGAUGUAAGAGAAUUAACACACGCUUCUAUGAGGCGUCCGCUAUCUAAACUUAAAGGUAAUAAAAAGUUUUGGGAUGGGGUCAUGAAUUUGGUUCAAAUGAACAUA
Strongylocentrotus purpuratus (purple sea urchin) is the source of this 2620-nucleotide messenger RNA. Its product is annotated as NXPE family member 3. The coding region runs from base 171 to 1877 and encodes 568 amino acids. NCBI's taxonomy places the organism in Eukaryota, Metazoa, Echinodermata, Echinoidea, Camarodonta, Strongylocentrotidae. The transcript is spliced from 5 exons. The record is from RefSeq and is a predicted model, not a curated record.